Molecule: messenger RNA, 672 nt
Organism: Thlaspi arvense
Lineage: Eukaryota; Viridiplantae; Streptophyta; Magnoliopsida; Brassicales; Brassicaceae
Source: the annotation of a GenBank genome assembly
AUGUCAAAUCUUCAGAGCAAUUUCAAUCAGAAGAUCGAUUAUGUGUUCAAGGUAGUCUUGAUUGGCGACUCUGCGGUUGGAAAAUCUCAGCUUCUCGCUAGAUUCUCUAGGAACGAGUUCAGUAUCGAAUCCAAGGCAACGAUCGGCGUCGAGUUCCAGACGAGGACACUUACAAUCGAUAAAAAAACUGUCAAAGCUCAGAUAUGGGACACUGCUGGUCAAGAACGGUACCGAGCGGUGACGAGUGCGUACUACAGAGGUGCAGUAGGUGCAAUGCUUGUUUACGACAUAACAAAACGACAGUCUUUUGAUCAUGUUGCGAGGUGGUUAGAAGAGCUGAGAGGGCACGCGGACAAAAACAUUGUGAUUAUGCUCAUAGGUAACAAGACUGAUCUCGGCACGCUUCGAGCUGUGCCAAUCGAGGAUGCCAAAGAGUUUGCUCAAAGAGAGAACCUCUUCUUCAUGGAGACAUCAGCACUGGAUUCGAUCAAUGUCGAGCUAUCUUUUCUCACGGUUCUGACUGAAAUCUACCGAAUAGUGAGCAAAAAGAAUCUUGUUGCCAAUGAGGAGGGAGAAUCUGGAGGGGACUCUUCACUCCUUCAAGGAACCAAGAUCGUUGUUCCUGGAGAAGAGACUGAAACUAAAGGAAAGGGUUGUUGUGGAACAUCAUAG